AUGAAUGUUCUUUUUCUAACACGUGUAAAGAGUGAUGAGAGUUUGAGUGCAGAAGAGUGGAAGACUCUAACUUCUUAUUUAAAGAAGUUAGAGAGAGAUAGAGUAAGGAAAGCUUCCUCCAGAAGCUUAAGUAGAUCUCAUUCUAACGAGCAAGUUUCUGACUUGGUAGCUCCUACCCCUCUUGUAGUAAUUGCACCUUCUCCCUUCACAGAACCAGCAGAUUCGGCAACGGAACUCGCAGAUCUGAAAGCUGCCCUUAAGAGGAUGGAACUUAAGAUGGCAGCUUUAGAAAGUAAGCAUAGUGAUAAUGCAGUGAAUAGUGCAGUGGACAGUGAUGUUUUGCAAUCAGAAUCGGCCUCUGAAAUCGCCGACCUGAAGGCUACUAUUCACAGGAUGAGAUCCAAAAUGGCGGCCAUGCAAGAUAGAAGACUUCCUGAUUUUGAAGCAGAUUCUCCUUUGGAUCCUGGUGUAGACGAGAGUUCAGAAGACGAGGCUCGUGGUAGGGAAGGACUCUCAAGUUACAAAGUCUUGACAGCCCUUCUGCUUCAGGAAUAUGGGGACACGUUAACUCCUGCUGCUCCUCCUCCGCGCUCUCUGUUUUCAAGUGCAAAGGCCCCUAAGUCUUCAUCUUUCUUGAAAAUGAGACCUACCAUCUCUAUGAAGAGGGCUCUUCAGUCUCUUAACGCAUGGAUGGAAACGAAGAAGGAUCUUGUCAGGACGGUCUUCUGCAUGCCCCCAGCGAGACUCGCUGGCAGAAGGGGCAUUUGGUAUAAAACGGGGGAGAAUAUGGGUCUUUCUCUCCCAUCCUUGGCUGAAGCAGACUUCUCUACAUUAGUUGAUGCUUCAAGAAGACAGGGACUGAACUCUGCUCGCGUGACUUGGGGCAUUUCCGAGCUAGAUCAUCUCCUCAAGGGACUCUUCCAUGUUUUGGAAGUUUUCAAUUUCUUGGAUUGGUCCCUUGGGGUGAUGUCUAAGAAGGCGCAUGACUCAGAGGGUCUCGACCCGAAAGUCCUUCUUUGUAUCUUGUCGUGCAUCGACAAGGCAGUACAAGAUGGCUCCUUAGAAGUCUCCUCUCUAUUUGGAGUGGGACUACUGAAGAAGAGGGCAGUAUUCAGUGCUUUUCUGACCAAGGCGGUCUCCUACUCUCAAAGAGCAGCACUUAUUUACGCUCCCAUGUUUGACUUUUUGUUUCCUUCUCAGUUAGUGAAGGACAUUUCCCGAUCACUAACUGAGAAGGCGACGCAAGACCUCAUUCAAUCUUCAAGAAAGAAGAGACCUGCUGCAACGGUUGAGAAGAAAGGGCCGAGUACGUCUCUUCAGCCCUUUAGAGGAGGCCCUCCCUCCAGAGCUCCCUCUAAAAGGAAGGCUCCUUUAAGAAGGGAAAGUGAAUCUAUGCCCCUCCAAACACCAGUAGGUGCCAGGCUCCUAGGAUUUGCGGAGGCCUGGGCACGUAUCAACACGGACGCUUCUUCAACGUCUGUGAUAAGCUUUUUCAGUCGAGAUGUUGCAAUACCAGUGCAGUCCCGUAUUUGUUUCAUCAAAUUUCAUGAUAGAGAUUCUGUUGCAGUAGCCCAGCAUCUUACAAACACAGUCUUCAUAGAUCGUGCCCUUAUUAUUAUACCUUUUGCAAUGGGUGAAAUGCCUGAUGAGCAGAGGGCCAUGGAAAUCCUGAGCUCUGGUGGUACUAUUCCAGGGAUUGGACAGGAAUCUAAGUGGCCAGCUCAUGUUACUAACCAGAUUGAAGGCAUCAUUCUAAGGACAUCUGAUCCAACUCUGACAGAAAAUGACUUGCCAGAUUAUCCCCCUUUACCAGCUACAACUGAAUCUCACAAAAUAAAUGAGAUUCGACGCACAGUUAUUUUUGACAAUCUUGAUCCUGCAGUAACUGCUGAAGAGUUGAUGGAAUUAGCAGCUAAAGCUGGAGAAGUGCGUUAUCUACGCCUUGGAUUGGAGUCUGGUGGAACUAAGAAUGCAUUAGUGGAAUAUUCAGAACAACCUUUUAUAAUUUCAGCUCUUAAAAUGCAUCAUCAGGAGUUCAUGGGACGUCACAUCAAAGUGAACCAUUCUACCACUGCUAUUAUUAAGCCUCAAACAAAAAGCAAUGAGGCAGCUCAGCGAGAAAUUGAGGAAGCUAUGAGAAGAGUUAAAGAGGCUCAAAACUUUAUUGCAUCAGCUAUUGACCCUGUUAUGUCUUUCUUGGACUCUUCCAAGGAUAAAAGAUCCAGAUCUAGAUCACGCACGCGUUCUCACUCUAGACGACGUUCAUCAUCAAGAUCCAGACGUUCUAGGUCUAGGAGAAGAACAAGAUCCAGAUCACGUCGCAGAAGUCGUUCUCGAUCAAGAUCCAGAGAACGACAUCGUCGUUCCAGGAGCCGUAGCUCAAGGAGAAGAAGAUCUUCGCGCUCAAAGUCACGCAGGAAAUCUCAUUCAAGUCUGAAGUCAAAUGGGCAUGACGUCACCGUGGUUACGUCUCCAUCUCGUCGAAAGUCCAGAUCAAAGUCUCGUUCAAAACGGUCAAGGUCAAAGUCCAAAUCAAAGUCAUCCUCUUCAAAAAGAGAGAGAGGAAGCAGCAGCAGCAGCAACAGUCGUAGCAACAAAGAUCAAGAAAAAUCAAAAGAUAAGGAUAAAAAAGACAAGAAAGAGGAUAAAAAAGUCUUGGAAACAAUAUCAGAGAAAGAGGAGAAUGCCAGUGAGGAGAAAGAAGAUACCAAGAAGGAGGAUUCCAAGGGAGAUGAUAAAGAAAAGAAAGAAGAAAAGAAAAAGGAGCCUUCAAAGUCUAGGCGAAGCAGAUCUCGUAGCCGCUCACGGGAGAGAAAAAGUCGUAGAUCUCGUUCACGGUCUCGCAGCAGAAGGCGUUCAAGAUCCAGAACUCGUUCAAGGAGCCGCACUCGCUCGAAAAGAGCUCAUAGAACAAGGUCACGGUCACAUUCUCGGAGAAAGUCUCGCAGCAAAUCAAGAUCUCGCCGAGAUCGAUCCAGAGACCGUCGUAGGUCACGUUCCCAUGAACGGACAAGGAGGAGGUCACGUUCAUCAUCUAGGUCAAAGAAAGAUUCACGACGUGACCGAAGCCGAAGUCGAGAUCGUAAGGAAAAAGAUAGAGAUAAAGAAAGGCAGAAGGAAAAAGAUAGGAAAGACAAAAAGAAAGAUAAAAGGGAAAAAGAUGAAAAAAAGAAAGAGUCAAAGGUGUCUCGUGAUUAUGAUGAAGAAGAACAAUUGGGAUAUGAUGGAGAAGAUGACAAGGGAAAAAAGAGGGACAGAGAGGAAGAAGAUACUAAAGAUAAGGAUGAGGCUGUUGAUAUGGAUAUUUCUAAUUCACCUUAAACUUCUAGAUUCUUAAUACUGUUUUGUUUUAGUUCAGAAGCUUGGCUAAUCCACAUUUAGUUAGUUCGCAAUUGUUGGACUGAACCUGUCAUUUUAUGUUUAGUGCCUAAGAAAUAUAUUUCUUUCAAUCUUUGAAAGUGUUCCAGUGUGAAGUAAAUACCUGUAAGUGAGUAGCCAGUGGAGGGUUUGAAAAAUUGGUGUCAAAAUUCUUCAGUUUUUCCUUUUCUAUUAUAGUCAGUGACUUUGGCAACUUAGGUUAACAUGAAGGUUGCAUGGAGACAUUCCAUGUAUAAUUUUAAGAUUACACAUUUUUGUAGUUAUAGAGACCGCUGUUUUGAGUUAAAUUUUUACUGAAAAAAUGCAUGGUGAUACAGCACUUUAAAUGUGUAAUUCUUUACUGUUUUGGUAAUUGUAAAAGCUAAUUAGUAGCCUUAAUUCUGUGGCACACAAAUUGGCGAACAUUUAUUGUAUAGUUAACCAUUUGAAGGUUAUAAAAUUUGGAGAUUCUUGUUAUAUAUCACAGGUGAUGAUUUUGAAAUCAUUGACUCAAUUAUGAGGGUUGUAUGAAGUCUUAUUCCAUAUACUAUAAUUAUAGGAUAUACCUUAUUAUUUUUAACAGUUAGUAAGAGAGGUUUGUUGUGAUUUACUUUUUUAUAUAAAUAAAUUUGCUGAAGUAAUACUGCAUAAGAAUGGUAUGUAAUUCCUUUGUAUUUUGGUUCAAUGUAAUUUUUUAAAAUUAAAAUUAUUAAUCUCAUGUGGUGCAGUUAGGAUGAGCUCUCAUAAUGUUGUACUAAAUGGCUGUUCUUGUAGAGAAUCUACUCUUUCAUAAUUUAUUGCUAGCAGGUUACAAAGAUAUCUUAAUCAGAGUGAUAAAUUACUGGGAUACAUGAAAAAUGUUAAUAUACGAAAUAGAAGAUUUAAUUUCUCAGUGAAAGUUGAUCUUUAAAAGUUAUGUCAAUGAAAAAAGACUUACAACUUGGUUACUUUAUUGUUAUAUUUUUAACAAAAAUUUCUUUAGCUUUCCUGUCAUUUGCUGUAGUUCUAUCGAAGUCAUUACAUUUAUGAUGUACACUGUUACAUUUAUUCCAUCCUCUUAGCACUUAAAUUCAAAGAUUAGUUCUGAUGAAAGUUUGCCCAAAAUACUUAAGUUUGUAAUUGUAACAUGGAGUUACAAGCUGUAAAUAUCAUCUCAACACCUUAUGUGAUAAUAUUUUGUUCACUACAUUAAGUAUAUAAUACAUUCAUUGAAGGAAAUAUGAUGACAGUUUUUGACCCAAAGUAAGUUGUUUCUCAAAUGAAUAGCAUCAUUUUAUGCCCCAGUCAUGAAUAAGUUAAUGUUGCUCAUAUGACAUUGUCCAAAUUUUAUGCUUGUGACUUUAUAGUUGUAGGAUGGUUUUAGAGCAGCCCAGUAGCCUCUAUUGAAAAUGUGGACAUAAGGAUCAGCUUUGAAUUACUGCCAGAAAGUGCACAUGAAAGGAACACUUCUGUGAAAUUUUAUCACCAGUCCAGGAAAGUGCUUCACAUCUAGGUUUGGAUAAUUUUCUGUAUGAUUUCUUUUAUAUUUUUCAUAAUAUGAACUUCACUAAGUAUAUGAAAGUCUUUACUUCUUUAAUUUUGAUUCUGAAUUGGUACAUCAUUAAUUUUGCCCUAAUCAGUUGUAUAUGAAUAAAAGAAAUUAUCUGGGA
Messenger RNA from Macrobrachium nipponense, 5006 nucleotides. RefSeq lists its product as uncharacterized. The transcript is spliced from 15 exons. Lineage: Eukaryota; Metazoa; Arthropoda; Malacostraca; Decapoda; Palaemonidae. Gene Ontology annotation, cellular component: nucleoplasm. Gene Ontology annotation, molecular function: RNA binding. Bases 1 to 3321 code for a protein of 1106 amino acids. The record is from RefSeq and is a predicted model, not a curated record.